AUGAUGAACCAGAGCAACCGGGUGGCUUUCCGAUCAAAACUAACGGCAGUAUCUAGCCGGCCGGUGAACCCGGGUACGAGACAUUCUUUCACGGGUAUAGACAAAGCAAUGGCCCUGCACAGCGUUCACGUGGUAUUCUACUACAAGAAGCAGCUGUUCACAGAUUUUGACUUGGACCCGUUUAGGGUAUGUCUCUCGGAGGCCUUGUCGCUUUACCCGCCGGUGACCGGUCGGAUAGUACGGAGAGAGGUCGACGGUGAGUGGGAGGUCAAGUGUAACGAUGCGGGAGUGAGAGUAGUGAAGGCCACGGUGGCGACAACACUUGAUGAGUGGCUGGAAUCUGCUGAUGGAGCGGAGGAGAUGUUGUUGACGACGUGGGACGAUAUGCCUCAGGGUGAUGAUCCUAGUUUAUGGUCGCCGUUUAAAAUCCAGAUUAAUGAAUUUGAAGGAGGAGGAGUAGCCAUUGGAGUAAGUUGCUCCCACAUGCAAGCAGACCCAACUUGUGCGACCCUAUUCAUCAAGUCAUGGGCCGAGACUCACCGCCGGGAAGCCGUCGUACACCCGCCGUGCUUCGAGGAAUCGGAUUCGCUACUCACUCGCGGACUCAACACUCACAGCAAAAACACAAAGUCAUCACGUGCUUAUUACGAAGCCAAGUCCAUGGCAGCACAGACCCCAUUAGUACUGAAGAAAAUGGGCACAGCAACUUUCAAAUUUUCCGAUAAAGCGAUGAAGCAAAGCCUCUUAGAAAUCCACCAAUCAUGCCCUGUUGCCACCCCGUUUGAUCUGCUAGCCGCGCUCUUCUGGGCGCGCAUUGCUCGCUUGAAGCAUUCGGAAAGCGAAAGUAAGCACUCACUCUCCAUUUGUGUCGACUUCAGGAAGAAGCUGCAGCUCUCUUAUGGACACUACGGAAACGCCCUGCAUUUUUCGUUGCUUUCAUUACCUGACGUAGGAGUUAAGGAAGACUUGGGGGAUGUGGCCGGAGCCGUGCACAGCCAUGUGUCGAAUCAAGGGGAAGGGGAGUUUUGGUCUGCUAUAGAUUGGUUCCAGUCCAGAAAGAAAGAGGGAGGUGAGUCUGGGGCACCUUUUAGGAUGUAUGGCCCUGAGCUGACGUGCAUGAGCAUGGAGCACAUGAUUGAGUUUCCUGGGAGUACUGGGAAUACGCCAUUGAUGCAUACAGCUGUGUUUGAUAAGGAAAUAAGGCCCGUACACGUGUCAUAUCAUGUCGGAAAUGUGGAAGGGGAAGGUUUGAUAAUGGUGAUGCCGUCUCCGGAAAAAGGGCUGGCGAGGAUGGUUACGGUGACAUUGCCGGAGGAGGAAUUGGAGCAGCUAUGCGAGGAUGAAGCUAUUUUGAACCUAAACCCAACAACGAUCCUAAGUGGGACGAGAAGAGCAUAA
This is a messenger RNA of Argentina anserina (silverweed cinquefoil), 1398 nucleotides long. Its product is annotated as protein ECERIFERUM 26-like. The record is from RefSeq and is a predicted model, not a curated record. Gene Ontology annotation, molecular function: acyltransferase activity, transferring groups other than amino-acyl groups. The coding region runs from base 1 to 1398 and encodes 465 amino acids. The transcript is spliced from 2 exons. Lineage: Eukaryota; Viridiplantae; Streptophyta; Magnoliopsida; Rosales; Rosaceae.